Messenger RNA from Paraphaeosphaeria sporulosa, 1958 nucleotides. RefSeq lists its product as uncharacterized. The transcript has 2 exons. Lineage: Eukaryota; Fungi; Ascomycota; Dothideomycetes; Pleosporales; Didymosphaeriaceae. Bases 319 to 1551 code for a protein of 410 amino acids. The record is from RefSeq and is a predicted model, not a curated record.
CCCCAAGCCUCAACACCACCAGCCCCAAACACGCUCCCAGUACAUCCGCGUAGCCUCGGAACGCACUGGCUCCCUCGCCCGCAGCAGCAUCCCCACGCCGCACGCAGGUCCUUGCAGCUAACGCGCAUCGGCCCUACUUUCGUUGCGCCAGUACCUUCGGUACUCUACAGCCCGUCGCCGCCUCGUCAUUGCCCAAUAUACCACACGUGGAGCGGCCCAGCCUGUGAAUUAUUACCCGCCUACACCCGCCGGCUCGCGAUCCAGCAGCGGCGCAGAACACUCAACCCUAGUCUACCGCGCUGCGCCUAGUGGAGCGGCAUGGCCACCGCCGAACCGACCUCGAGGCCGAAUGAACGUCAAGCACGUAAGCGGCCCUUCGCGGGCUUCAUGAAACGCCUGGCGAACCUCAACAAGUCCUCCUCCGACUCGCCGAGCGCCUCGAGCAAGAAGAACCAGGCCAGUACGCCGUCGAAGUCAAAGAAAUCCGCAGGCAAGAACAAUCCAUACCCAGAGUCGGGCCACGUCAGCGGCAAUGGAAACACGAAUGGCAAUCGCCUCUCCUUUUCCAGUCCCGUCACCCCUCGCUCGGCCGAGAGCUUCACAUCCGUCGAGGAGGCCCACGACGCUGACCAGCAUCGCGCGCUUGCCAAGAGCAACAAAUCUACCGCUCCGACCGUAGCCACCAAUCCCGAGACAGUCCACUCAGGAAGGUCCAAGGCAGAUACUGGCUUCAGUAACUUGGGCAACAACAGCACCUUCUCGUCGCCGAACCACUCGGAGCGCUCGCUCACCACAACUCUAACGACGAUACAGUCGACCGCACCUUCGAAUGCGCUUGGUGCCGGCAAUGCACAGACAACGCAGCCUGCAAAUGGACCGCCUGUGCAGUUCUCACAUCAAUUCCCAACAUCGCCUCCUCCGUCUGCUAUUCCUCCGCAUCUUGUCCCGCAACAGUCGCACCCGCACUCGUACCAGGCUGCAACAGCGAACAACAUCCUUACGGAUAACGCAUCUAUCCUGACGCUGGCAUCUUCGUCUAAGCGCCGUCGUCGAAAUUCCCUCGACACAAAUGCUUCGGUCCGUGCGCUGGCACCGUCUUCAGUGUGGGGAGGAAGUCGCGAGUCGCUCCCGUUGAGUGUUUUGUCUGGUACGGCCGACACAAUCUAUAGUCCAGCCAGCAGGCCUGGUGGUGUUACCGGCUUCGCCAACGCAGAACGUGCAAGCGUGUAUUCAUCAUCCGGCGUCGCGGCCCCCGCUUUGCCCAGCGAGCGUAACAGCUAUUAUGCAAACAAGCAGAACACGGAUGGGAUGAGCGUUCGCAGCGGAUUGUUAGGUCAUGGCCGCACGGAUAGUAUCAGCGGCAGCAUUGGACCGAACCCCGCAAGCCCGCUUGCCAGCCCCAGAGAGACACCGGGGCCGGCAAAACUGAGUCGACGAAGCUCAGAUUGGCAGGAUGGCGUUGAGGGAAGCGUUGGGGGAGAUGAGGCAGAUGUUCCAGCAAGUCCUGUCUCAACCGAGCACAACGAUAAAGGCAAUGGAAAUGCGGCCUGAUGAGUAUAGUCUAAGAACACAGUUGGUGAGGGAUUUCUAUUUGUGAUGAUACCAGGUGGGUGGGUUGGAAUAGGAAGGUGCAACAGGAACUAGGCAAUGAGGGUGGUACAGGGCCGGCAUCGACAGGCGUUAUAGGGAACUUACGAGGACUGGGGUUGACUUUUUUAUCCAUGCUAUUAUACCCUGAGUGCUGUGAGCGCUUGGUUUUGUCUCUGGUGGGACUUAUACUGAUCGAGUGCUCUGAGCAGCGCUGCAAAUUUUUUGACCCUGUCGCUCAUAGUUCCUUAGAUUUCUUCGUUUCACUUCCUCACCGUCUGUUCAGCACACACUACAGAAGAAAGAGUUGUUGCGUUACUAAUGCCGACAGGACUGGAAAGUUGACAUGGUCCUACAUUCGCUCGUUCUGC